UUGAAGGAGGGGAAGAGGCGUUUAUGCAUAUUAUUUGAAUGCAUGGUGCAGAUCGAUUUUUUUGGGGUGACUUUCCCAGCAAGGACCGCGUCCGCCGUCAAUCAAUCUCAUCCUGGACGAGUUUCUCCAGGUGAGUUUCUAGCUGAAGUCUGGAUCAAGAUGAAUCGACGCGGGUCAACCUCUCGGACGUUUUCAGAUUAGAAUGAACAUCAACCACCCAACUCGACGACGAACAUCUCCACUUCUCACCAAUUCGGCUCAAGACCAAUAGUCCUCCCUUACAUCCAAUCACCAGGCGACACCCGCCUGAUCAAGCAAUAUGGAGCGAACGGCGCGGUCCAACGACGAGGAGAAUCGCCCACCGAGUGAUUCAGCGCCAGUCGACCGAACUGAUCCGAAUCCUCAGCUCAGCUCUCCAAUCCUGCCGGACCAUAGCUCGGCCACGGUGCAAGCUGAUAUUGCUCGAGCAGCCCGAGAAAUGUUAAGUCGGUAUCCGAUCGGCACGACUCUAUUGAGACCAGACUUCAGCCAGUUAAUCAGCAAUCUCUCUGUCGCCGAUCCUCAUCCGACCGGUGAAUUCGAUCCACUCGCGCCGUUCCAUGAGAGCCUUUCGCUUGUUGAUCGUGGUUUGGUCCAGUCAGCCAACAUGAAUGCGUCCAGCUCGUCAUCCUCGAUGGUCUCGCCCCCGCUUUCGAUCGACCAGCUGAACUGGGUCCACCGGCAGCUCGGGCCAGUUAACCGGCUGAUUGAGCAGCAUACCAGCCAGCCUCUGUUGUUCAAGGACCUCCCCUACUCUCCCCUCCCCUCACGCGGUCUAGACCCCCAUCCGGCUAUCUCAAGCUCCUCAGGACCCGCCGUUACCCAUGCCAGCACACUCAAGAUACCAACACCGUCUCCUCUAUCAGAUACUCGACCGGCCUCCGACAGUCCUCUUCAAGAAACUACCGACCCAGUCGAAAUCAAGUCAUUCUACAGGCGAUUUGUGACUGAAACACUCCAACAGCAGCUCAAUCAAGCCAACCAUCACCAUCACCAGCAGCAACAACUCAGACAGCAACAGCCAGAUCAUCAGGCCCAGCAAGCACAACAUCAUUCAUCACAAGCUCAGUCUCACGCUACUCCCUUACCCCCUUCACGCCCUUCCUUCAGUACCGAGGGCUUGAUUCAAUCAGAGCAACCAUUCGAAGACUCUCAACGAGCCGAAUCACCCGACCCACUGGCAAUGAAUCUCGCCACUCGCUCCGCUCAUCGCUCUCGAUCAACAAACCAAUCCAAUGAACCAAAUUCUCUACCGUCUCCGCACCUUCCGAAAAAAAGACGUACUAACAAGGACGCCAAACGUAUCGCUCCCCCAUCAGGCAAGACCCCAACCUCACUCAGCGCAACCGGAACUCAUUGUCGAUCACAGGCCUCAAGUACUCCCGUUUCCAACCAAGACCCGUCGCAAAAAUUUCUUAGUCUGGUGGAAGAUGUUCUCGAAGCAGACGAUAUGAGCGUUCCUGCUCAGUAUUUCUGCACACUCGAAUCUCAAUUCAUCCUUUCGCCGCCUAUUUUAUCCAACAUCAAAACGUUUUUGGAGCAGACGAAUGGAGAAGCAAUUGAAAAAGUGCCAAUCGCUGAUUUGACCCGGUUAAUUAAGAUUCUAGAGCGAGGAGUCAAGAUUGUGGAAGACUUGAGCAUUAUCCCAGCUGAGCUGAAGCAAAAGCAGACACCCCGUCGAUCGUCAAACUCUGAUUCUUUCGCCGGUCGCCCUCCGUCUUCCAAACAACCAGGAUCUAAGAGUCGCAUGGCCAAACCCUCUUCCAAGAGGCGGCUCAAGACAGUUGUUGAAGAUUCUGUGGAUGGCCAAACAAAACCUCAAAACUCAAAACCAGAGUCUGAGCACGAGGAAGCACACAUAAAUAUGAUCGAGGAGCGUCUGAAGGAUCUUGUCAUUGCGCUGCAUUCAACUGAUGCGGCCCUUGCAAUUCUGGCUUACGACGAACAUCUACCAAAGCAAUUUUACUCUGAAGAAUUGAUCAGGUCUCUCGUGAAGGGCACAAAAGAUCAGCUCAACACUGUGAUUUUUCCUUUCGUCGAAGCCAAUAAUCAGAAAGGAACUCUGGACGCCUACUUACAAAAGCUCCGCCAAAUCAUGAGCCAAUCAAAAGUCAUUUCUAGUUAUAUUGCACAGAGCUUCUCAUUUUUCUCGACAUCAAUCGUGCCGAAGAUCGAUGUUCUUGUGAAACAAAUUGAUCUAUCGGAAUCAAUUAUCGCAAUUGUCUCCUACAUUACAAUUGCACCAUUUUUCGUUGACUGCGGGCCCAUUUUUAUUCUACCGAGCUCCAAUACAAAAUCGAGAAAGACUUCGCAGGACAAUGGCUCUAUGAAAGCUAUGCGCUUAGAAUGCUUGAAACUUCUCCGUAAUGUGUCGUCCAAAUACCCUGACCAGAGAAGCUGGAUUAUCGAAGAAAUUUUGAACUCCAUCCUCAAUCUCCCAGAACAAUCGGCCCGGGGCAGCAAGGCAGUUUACCACUUAGCAAACGGUAAAUCAAUCCAGACGUUUUCGGCGUUGUUAUUGCACAUCGUGCAAUCUUGUCUCUCUGGGACAAGGUCACGCGUUGGUACAAUACUUAGUUCAUCGACUCUAGGCUUUCUGGAUUCUUCUACUACGGAAACCACGGAUUUAACUACUUCACCUUCAGCUGCCCCCAAAAAAUCAGAUAGCGCGUCAGCUUUUGGUUCCGUCAAAGAAUUCAUCGACCCCGAGAUAUCGGCAGCUACAAAGCUAAGUAAGAAAAUCAUGUCGUUUUUGCUGCAAAAAUCCGGGAAGAGCACAAAGUCCAGUCAUGAAGCGCAGUACAGGAUCUUGUUUGAUAAACUAGUUGAAGACUUGAUCUGUGUUAUUUUUCUACCGGAUUGGCCGGUGGCUGAGUUCAUGCUGGGGUUAUUCUGCAAGACGAUGAUUGGUUUACUCGAGUCGAGCAAGGUCUCCGCAGAUUCAAAUGCUGUCAAGAGCAUGUGUCUUGAUUACCUUGGUCCAAUCACUGCUAAGCUUAUGGAGCCUAUUGAGCAGCGACUGGAGCCGUCACCAAUUCAAGCGACUCCAUCCUUACCAUUCAAGGCCAUCAUCAAGACUCUGGAUCAAAAAGCAAUGUCACAUCUGUUUCAACUCCAGAAAACCGUACUGACUAGUUUGGAAGUGAAGAACACAUCUAGUGACCUGGUCAACACUGCAGCUGAUUUUGCACAUGCCCAGUGGAUGUGCGAGAUGAUCAAUGCUUCAACAAGCUUGCAAAGCUUACAAGAUCAAUUCCAAACAGAUUCAGAGAUGGGGCAAGAAAUCAGCGAAGAGGAAAAGCAACAGAGCUCCAAGCGACUGGCGUUUCUUGAUCAUUUGAAUUCAUGCAUACGCCAAUUAGGAUCCAUGCAGCCUGCUCGCAUCACGUCUACAGUUAGUCGAGAUUGCAGUGAUGAAUUUAGCCCCGCAUUGGCAAUCGGAGCUGUGAAUGAAGCGAUCUCAAAAAUUCAAGGCUUGAAGGGCCUAGCUGAUGUCUUCCUGGACCGCAUCAUGGCUACGUCGGCCUCUCCUUCUGUCACGUUCCGCAGUAAGUCCAUCAAGGCUCUUGCGUUGGUUGUUGCAAAAGACGAAACCGUGUUCUUUCAGGAAUCCGUUAGAAAGGCUAUAGAAAACCGAAUGCACGAUAGCUCUCCCGCUGUGAGAGACGCUACGGUCGAGUUGAUUGGGAAAUACGUCGUCGAUCGUCCUGAUCUGGCCGUGGCAUUCCUACCUCAGAUAUCUGCGCGAAUUGCAGACAAGGGCGUUUCGGUACGCAAAAGGGUGAUCAAGCUCUUGAAAGCGAUUUAUCUCAUUCUCGAUCAGGACGAGUGGAUAGAUUUGAAAGUUGAUAUUUCGCAUCGCCUUAUAUCGAGAAUUUAUGAUGAGGAAACUUCCAUGAAAGUCUUGGCGAUGAAUGCCCUUGAUGAGUUAUGGUUCAACCAAUCUACUGGUGAUACAUUCAAUUUCAGCUUGACCAGUUCAAUUCUCAUGAAAGUUGCCGCUGCCUAUAAAGAGCUGCCAUCCCCUGUCGAGUCUGUUAUGAAAUUUAUCACCAAACAAUACGCCAAACAAAGUGACGCUUCGCGUCAGAAAUUCGACCAGCGCUGCAAAUUGAUUGUGGAACACUUAAUUGACCAAUUAAUGGAUGUUGCGCCCGCUCGCGAUCAAGCGUUUAGCGAAGUAGGGUGCAUUCAAACGAUUUGCAUAUUGACGUUCGCUUCUCCGAAGCUGCUAGAGCCAAACAAAGCGCUGAUGCUGCUGCCUUACCUGAAGGGCGCGACUACAGCCAGUGAAAAUAUGAUGGUUCAGUACUUGCUUCAAAUAUUCCGGGUCUGUGUGACAUUGAUUCCCAAGUCGUCAAGUACGUUUGGAGAGCAAUUGCAGCGGGCUUUGUUGGUAUUAGUCAACAAACCCAAUCUCAACGGCGGAGGAGCUGUUUUACAAGAGUUGAUUGCUUGUUUUUGUGCAGUGGUGAUCUAUCAAACGCGAGACUAUGACCAGCUGCUAAAUGUAUUCAAGGCUUGCGAGCAUAGACUCAGGAAUGAAAUGAAGCAACUGGAUAAUGGCUCGGUGAUUUCCAAUACCAAAUCACUACCUGUCCUAAUGUAUUUAGUCAGCACGGUCGUAGCAUACGGCAAAUUAGACCAGCUGCCCGCCGGACAAGAACGCGUCCGAGAAGCAUUAAAGACGAUCUCCCAGGAUUCAGCAAUUCACGUACACACCUACAUUCUUCUAUUGCAUAUUUAUGAUUCGAAAUCCGCGCAAAAAAUUAGAAACAUCACUUUGACAUGUCUUGGUUUCUUGUUUCGAGCCUUUCCAUCUUUGAUGACGCGCCACGAAUCAAUAAAUUUGAUGGAUAAUGUAUUCAACAAUCACAACGACGGCGAUUUACAGCACCGGCUGCUUAAGCUGAUAGUAGAAUCGAUCUCAAACCAGAUUGAACAAGGACAAGGCGAUGUUGAAUCUGUUGAUACGAAGGAAGUAGACGUAAAUCAGCUGAUUGGCAAUGUCGAUGCAUUUCCUGAUUCAGGUGUCAUAUCAGCAAUUGUGCAGCGGUACCUUCCACAAAUCACAACUCUCGCCCAAUCAACCAAACCGCACAUUCAGAAAACAGCAGUCGAAAUUAUUUCCUUUACCAUCAAGCAAGGAUUAACGCAUCCCUUGGAAUGCGUGCCUGUGCUGGUUGCGCUCGAAAGUUCGAAGGAUGUGACGAUUGCUUCACAGGUUUUCGCCUUGCACACGCUACUCCACAUCCAACGUGGAAACUUAGUGCACUGUCGCUUUCUCGAGACGAUGAACAAGGUAUUUGACUGCCACAGAAGGGCAUCUGGAACAAGCGCGUUUGCAAACGGGUAUUUGGGCAAUCCAACCCGAUCGGUGCUAGCAUCCUGGUAUACCCUUUUGAGCGAAAAACGGGUGUGGAGAUUGGCAUUCCUUAAGGCACUCAUCAAGUCAUUUUCGAUCGAUCCUCAGGCGGACAACGUCGAUCGCAGAACCAUUGCUUUUCAGCAAUAUCUAGCCGAAGCCCUGUUGACGUUGGAGUUGAAGACUGAGGAAGAAGCCAUGGUGCUCAUCGAGAGUUUGAACUGCAGUGUUGGGCAAUCGGCCUACCAAACGUUACAGCUACUUGAUGGUGAUCCACUAAAAGCCUUGUUAAGUUUGAACGCUUGGCGGGAGGAGGGUGAACACGAUGGCACCGAUUCCUGCUCCGUCAGCUCUGGUUUCAACAGCUCAAUUGUCUUGGGAAUCGCAUUCGUGUUGAGGGAUCUCUUAAAAGAGGCGUAUGGUAUCAGUGAUCAGAAACUGAGUAAGUUCGAAGCGGGCGUAGAGAAAGGAACGGGUAGCAAGUCGUCAAGGGAGAAGUUGAUCAGUCGAUCGAUAGGCGUGAAAGAGCUUGCUGAGCGAUUUGUUGUGGAACUGGAAAGGAAAGUGCCAGGGUUGGAUGAACGUCUGGACAAACCCGAACGGCUGCAGAAGCAAAUACAAGCGUUUGGGGAUCUAGUUCGAUAUGAUAGCGAAGUUUUGGAGAAGGAUGAUCACGUGGAGAUGCCAGGCGAUGAGGAGCACUCAUUUUCAGCUGAGGAUGAUGACAUUGAUGAAGAUGGUGAAGGGAUGUAA
Messenger RNA from Puccinia graminis f. sp. tritici CRL 75-36-700-3, 6157 nucleotides. RefSeq lists its product as uncharacterized. The coding region runs from base 320 to 6157 and encodes 1945 amino acids. Gene Ontology annotation, cellular component: Scc2-Scc4 cohesin loading complex. NCBI's taxonomy places the organism in Eukaryota, Fungi, Basidiomycota, Pucciniomycetes, Pucciniales, Pucciniaceae. The transcript has 26 exons. Gene Ontology annotation, biological process: establishment of mitotic sister chromatid cohesion; establishment of protein localization to chromatin; regulation of gene expression. The record is from RefSeq and is a predicted model, not a curated record. Gene Ontology annotation, molecular function: chromatin binding.